AUGUUUGGUGAGAUACAUUAUUGGCUUAUAUUAGGCCCGGAGCUCGAGUACCUCCUCAGACUCGUGGACGAUCGUACGUUCGGACUUUCGACUGAAUUUGUGAUUGCAGUGAUAUCUGACGGUAAGGAUUAUCAGCUGUAUGACGUCUAUAAUAUACAGAAAGAUCGUGGCACGACGCUUAAUAUUACAUUACUGGGUAAAUGGAACGAGAUAAGUGGAUUGAACAUUAGUUUGAAACAGACUAAAUUCGUAAGAAGAUCGAAUAUGCAUCGUUUUAUUUUAAGAGCCAUGUUUUUUAAGUGUACAUAUAAACCCAGCCAUAUCCCGUUAGAUGAUUAUCUGUCUGAUUAUGCAAAUGCAACCAAGGAUGCACGAUUCAAAUUUGGAUUUCAGAUUUUAAGGAGUUUCGCAGAUUUGUACAAUUUCUCCUUGAAAGCUUUGGAGUCUUCAGCAUGGGAACAAGGCGAUACAUUGGGCCCAAUAGCGAGAGCUCUGGAGAGAAAUGCAUGUGACAUUACAGGUACUCCUUUAAAUGUAAAUGCCGAGAGAACUCGGAUCAUAAAAUUCGUACACGAAGAUUGGCGAUUCAGAACGUUUUUUAUAUUUCGUAAUCCCCAAUUUAACGAGGUAAAAGCAGAGGUAAUAUUUCGAUCCUUUGAUAAUGAAGUUUGGUACUUUAUACUUCUUCUUAUAGUAAUAGGCAUAGUAAUUUAUGCUAUAAUUUUACAAUUUGAAACAGAAGAUAAUACUAUUAGCUCGUAUUCGAACUCAUCUUUAACAAUAAUUGGCGCAUUAUGCCAGCAAGGCACAUAUAUGCAAAUGAUGCAUUUAUCGACACGUAUUGUUUUUUUCUUCAUAAUGAUGUUCAGUCUACUUAUAAGUAAUUACUACUCAGCUUGUAUUGUUUCAACUCGCUUGGCACAACCAAUUUACAAGAUUAACGAUUCUUUAAACGAACUUACCAAACUACAUUUAAAAAUGUCGUCCGAGUGGAUGGUCUACAUACAAUUUUUUUUCAAUAUUCAAAACUGGGAAAUACAACAAUUUUAUCACAAUUAUUGGCUAAAAUUACCAGAGUCACUUCGUUAUAUGGAACCUGAAACUGGCAUUCGACUCGUUCAAAAAGGUGGUUUCGCUUAUCAUACUCAUCCAGAUAUCAGCUAUCCAUACAUUGAAAAACUAUUGGACAAUCGCGAGAUCUGUGAGUUAAAUGAGGUACAUCUUGGUUGGCCAACUAACACAGCCUUUGGUGUGACCUAUAAUAGUUCAUUUCAAGAACUAUCAAGAAUCGGAUUAACCAAAAUUGCAGAGAUUGGCAUACGACAUCGAGAAACUGUUAGAUGGCAAUUUAGGAAACCAUACUGCCGUAAAGAUUUGUUAAGCGCAUCUAGUAUCACGAUUUAUGAAUUCGCACCAUAUCUGAUUAUUUUGUUGAUGGGAAUGUUAUUGGCAAUCAUUGCUUUCAUGAUUGAAUUAUUCAUUGCUAAUCGGAAUUAG
Molecule: messenger RNA, 1497 nt
Organism: Ceratosolen solmsi marchali
Lineage: Eukaryota; Metazoa; Arthropoda; Insecta; Hymenoptera; Agaonidae
Exons: 7
Coding region: 1-1497 (498 amino acids)
Cellular component (GO): membrane
Molecular function (GO): ligand-gated monoatomic ion channel activity
Source: RefSeq, a predicted model, not a curated record